UUCUGCUCUUUGUGUGGGGUGGAUUAGCACUGGGUAGGUACUGGGCGAAACUAGAGCAUCAAUCGGCACAGAAGACGAGGGGGGGAAAAAAAAGAUCAGCAAACGUUGGACCGCCGUCGCAGACCGCGACACCGUCCGCUCGUCUUCGUGUAUCGCCGGACGGACAUGCAAUUUACAGACUGGGGUGUUGUGUGAGUGACACCUUGUUACCAUGACGACCCACGUGACCCUGGAGGAUGCUCUGUCCAAUGUGGACCUGCUGGAGGAGCUACCCCUCCCUGACCAGCAGCCAUGCAUCGAACCCCCUCCCUCCUCUAUCAUGUACCAGGCUAAUUUUGACACCAACUUUGAAGACAGGAAUGCAUUUGUGACUGGCAUCGCCCGUUAUAUAGAGCAAGCUACAGUCCACUCCAGCAUGAAUGAGAUGCUGGAGGAAGGACAUGAGUAUGCUGUGAUGCUUUACACUUGGAGAAGCUGCUCCAGAGCCAUUCCCCAGGUGAAAUGCAAUGAGCAGCCCAACAGAGUGGAGAUCUAUGAGAAAACGGUGGAGGUGUUAGAACCAGAAGUGACCAAGCUCAUGAAGUUCAUGUACUUCCAGCGGAAAGCCAUAGAACGUUUCUGUAGUGAAGUGAAGCGUCUGUGUCACGCUGAGAGAAGGAAGGACUUUGUGUCUGAGGCAUACCUGCUCACUCUGGGCAAAUUUAUUAACAUGUUUGCAGUGCUGGACGAGCUGAAGAACAUGAAGUGUAGCGUUAAGAAUGAUCACUCUGCCUACAAAAGGGCAGCUCAGUUCUUGAGGAAGAUGGCCGACCCUCAGUCCAUCCAGGAGUCCCAGAACCUCUCUAUGUUUUUAGCCAAUCACAACAGGAUCACUCAGUGCCUGCACCAACAGUUAGAGGUGAUUCCAGGCUACGAGGAACUUUUGGCAGACAUUGUCAACAUCUGUGUAGACUAUUAUGAGAACAAGAUGUAUUUGACACCCAGUGAGAAACACAUGCUGCUUAAGGUGAUGGGCUUUGGUCUGUACCUGAUGGAUGGGAACGUGAGUAAUAUCUACAAACUAGAUGCCAAAAAGAGGAUCAACCUGAGCAAGAUAGACAAGUUCUUCAAACUUCAAGUCGUGCCGCUCUUCGGAGACAUGCAGAUAGAGUUGUCGCGCUACAUCGAGACAAGUGCUCACUACGAAGAAAACAAGUCCAAGUGGACGUGCACCCAGAGCAGCAUCUCGCCGCAGUACAACCUGUGUGAGCAGAUGGUGCAGAUCAGGGAGGACCACAUCCGUUUCAUCUCGGAGCUGGCGCGCUACAGCAACAGCGAGGUGGUGACGGGCUCGGGCCUGGACAGCCAGAAGUCCGACGAGGAGUAUCGAGAGCUGUUCGACCUCGCUCUGAGGGGUCUGCAGCUGCUGUCCAAGUGGAGCACGCACGUCAUGGAAGUUUACUCGUGGAAGCUGGUGCAUCCCACAGAUAAAUUCUGUAACAAGGACUGCCCAGGCACAGCGGAGGAGUAUGAACGGGCCACGCGUUACAAUUACACCAGUGAGGAGAAAUUUGCCCUGGUGGAAGUCAUUGCCAUGAUUAAGGGGCUGCAGGUUCUGAUGGGCCGAAUGGAGUCGGUGUUUAACCAGGCUAUCAGGAAUACCAUCUACGCAGCGCUGCAGGACUUUGCCCAGAUGACCCUUCGAGAGCCUCUGCGCCAGGCUGUACGCAAAAAGAAGAACGUCCUCAUCAGCGUUCUUCAGGCCAUUCGAAAGACCGUCUGUGACUGGGAAGGGGCGAGGGAACCUCCAAAUGACCCCUGUCUGAGGGGAGAGAAGGACCCAAAAGGGGGUUUUGAUAUUAAAGUGCCCCGCAGGGCUGUAGGACCCUCCAGCACACAGCUGUACAUGGUGCGCACCAUGCUGGAAUCACUGAUAGCAGAUAAGAGUGGCUCUAAGAAGACUCUACGCAGCAGUCUGGAUGGACCCAUAGUGGUGGCCAUAGAAGACUUCCACAAACAAUCCUUCUUCUUCACGCACCUGCUCAACUUCAGUGAGGCCCUGCAGCAGUGCUGUGACCUCUCCCAACUGUGGUUCAGAGAGUUCUUCCUGGAGCUGACGAUGGGCCGCAGGAUCCAGUUCCCCAUUGAGAUGUCUAUGCCCUGGAUCCUCACCGACCACAUCCUGGAAACCAAGGAGCCCUCCAUGAUGGAAUAUGUGCUGUAUCCUCUAGACUUGUAUAAUGACAGCGGCUACUAUGCUCUCACAAAGUUCAAGAAACAGUUCCUCUAUGAUGAAAUCGAGGCAGAGGUAAACCUCUGCUUUGACCAGUUUGUCUACAAGUUAGCCGAUCAGAUAUUUGCCUACUACAAAGCAAUGGCUGGAAGUGUCCUCCUAGACAAGCGCUUCAGGGCGGAGUGUAAAAACUAUGGCGUGAUCAUCCCUUACCCUCCAUCAAACCGCUACGAGACGCUGCUCAAACAGAGACACGUACAGCUGCUGGGUCGCUCUAUUGACCUGAACCGCCUGAUCACCCAGAGGAUCUCGGCAGCGAUGUACAAGUCCCUGGACCACGCCAUCAGCCGCUUCGAGAGCGAGGACCUCACUUCCAUAGUGGAGCUGGAGUGGCUGCUGGAAAUCAACAGACUCACCCACCGGCUCCUGUCCAAGCACAUGACCCUGGACAGCUUCGACGCCAUGUUCCGUGAGGCCAACCACAACGUGUCGGCUCCCUACGGGCGAAUCACGCUCCACGUCUUCUGGGAGCUCAACUUCGAUUUCCUCCCCAACUACUGCUACAAUGGAUCCACAAACCGCUUUGUACGCACAGCCAUCCCCUUCACCCAGGAGCCUCAAAGAGACAAGCCAGCCAACGUGCAGCCUUACUACCUGUAUGGGUCCAAGCCCCUGAACAUUGCCUACUCCCACAUCUACAGCUCCUACAGAAACUUUGUUGGCCCGCCCCACUUCAAGACCAUCUGCCGUCUCCUUGGUUACCAAGGCAUUGCUGUGGUGAUGGAGGAGCUGCUUAAGAUUGUCAAGAGCCUGUUACAGGGCACCAUACUGCAGUACGUAAAAACACUGAUAGAAGUCAUGCCCAAGAUCUGCCGCCUACCGCGCCAUGAGUAUGGCUCCCCAGGUAUUCUGGAGUUCUUUCACCAUCAGCUCAAAGAUAUCAUUGAGUAUGCUGAGCUGAAGACAGAUGUCUUCCAGAGCUUAAGGGAGGUGGGAAAUGCCAUCCUCUUCUGCCUGCUCAUUGAGCAAGCUCUGUCGCAGGAGGAAGUGUGUGACCUGCUUCAUGCCGCCCCUUUCCAGAACAUUCUGCCCAGAGUCUACAUUAAAGAGGGAGAGCGUCUGGAGGUGAGGAUGAAAAGGCUGGAGGCAAAGUACGCCCCUCUCCACCUUGUACCUCUAAUUGAGAGGUUGGGAACCCCACAGCAAAUUGCCAUUGCCCGUGAGGGGGACCUGCUGACCAAAGAGCGUCUUUGCUGCGGCCUUUCCAUGUUCGAAGUCAUCCUGACGCGCAUCCGCAGUUUCCUGCAGGACGGGGUGUGGCGCGGGCCCCCGCCCACCAACGGUGUGAUGCAUGUUGACGAGUGUAUGGAGUUCCACCGCCUGUGGAGUGCCAUGCAGUUUGUCUACUGCAUCCCUGUGGGCACACACGAGUUCACAGCAGAGCAGUGCUUUGGGGAUGGGCUGAACUGGGCCGGCUGUGCCAUCAUUGUGCUGCUGGGACAGCAGCGUCGCUUUGACCUCUUUGACUUCUGCUACCAUCUGCUCAAAGUCCAAAGACAGGACGGCAAGGAUGAGAUCAUCAAAAAUGUGCCCCUGAAGAAGAUGGCAGACCGCAUUAGGAAGUACCAGAUUCUCAACAAUGAGAUCUUUGCCAUCCUCAACAAGUACAUGAAGGCAGUGGAGACGGACAGUUCCACUGUGGAGCACGUUCGCUGUUUCCAGCCUCCUAUACACCAAUCCCUGGCUACCACCUGUUGA
Messenger RNA from Micropterus salmoides (largemouth bass), 3970 nucleotides. It is a transcript of the gene cyfip2, whose product is annotated as cytoplasmic FMR1 interacting protein 2. The record is from RefSeq and is a predicted model, not a curated record. Lineage: Eukaryota; Metazoa; Chordata; Actinopteri; Centrarchiformes; Centrarchidae. The coding region runs from base 212 to 3970 and encodes 1252 amino acids. Gene Ontology annotation, molecular function: small GTPase binding. Gene Ontology annotation, biological process: axon guidance; apoptotic process; cell morphogenesis. The transcript is spliced from 30 exons. Gene Ontology annotation, cellular component: neuron projection; synapse.